Molecule: messenger RNA, 14852 nt
Organism: Amoebophrya sp. A120
Lineage: Eukaryota; Dinophyceae; Syndiniales; Amoebophryaceae
Source: the annotation of a GenBank genome assembly
AUACCAUAGGUAUUACAAGAAUGAAAAAAUGAACUAGAAAUUCCGUGUCCACGUGUGGCGUUUCUUUGUUUUGGUCGCGUGGUGCAGGUGGUCUUCCCUUUUUUUUAUUUUCCGUCACAACAUUGCAACCCAUUAUUUCAUCAUGUAAUUCAUGUACUUCUUCCAGCGAGGUAGAGGUAUGUCGUCCUAAAGCAGCCUCUCGUCGGCGCGCGUCGAGAAACGAAACUGGUACAUCACUCAGGCCCCGUGUUGUAGCUGAUCAUCUGAGUAAGGAGGUGGAGGUGGAGCAGGUGCAGCUGGACAUCUUCACUCUGUCGUCCUGGUCGAAGCCCUCCAGGGACGCAAUUUCGCCGUUGGAACUUCAUUGUGGUCGGCGGUGACGCAAAACUUACAUAUACCUAGAACCGACCGGCGCGUCAUUUUUUUCGCACGCGCCUUUGCCUCUUCAUCGGCCAAGAUGGUCCGGUCCCCAGACAAGAUGUAUGCAUUGCAAAAGCGUAUCGGUGUGGGGAGUUUGCACUUGUGACGCUUGUCGUGCAUAAUUUUAAUUUCUGCAGGCGCAUGACCGAUUGUAAAAUACAAGAGCGCCGCAGCUUCCUUCGUUAUGCAGUGGAAAGGCGAUUCGUAAUUCAUUUCCAUCCUGGUACGAAUCAGAAACAGAAUUAACAGUAGAAAGAAGUUGUAUGUGAUGGUGCUUGGCCGCUGAAAGUAGUGGACACGUUUUAACACUCAUCCCCAAUUCGUCCCGCAUCACAAGCUUCCAGACGAGAACCCGCAAUACGAGUACACAUUUGCAAUGCAUAAGAUGGCGAAGAAGACCAUUCCCGAAGCAUCCCGUGGACAAACGCUUUGUAUGUAAAGAGAAAAUAAGUGUUUGAUUUUAAUAUUACAUACAUCCAUGAUUUUCCAACUGUUUUACCGGAGGACCAACACAAACCAGAUUAAGAUAAAAAACCUCUGUGGCGGUCAUGCUUGAAGUUUUGCUGGUCAAGAACCUCGCUUCUUGCAUGUUUCUCCCUGAUGUGGUCCUGCAGGCCAAAUCUGUGAUGCUGAAAAGUCUGCGCAGCCGCAGUUGUGUUGAAAUUAUAACUGUCGCGUCUCACUUUAUUUUUUCUCUUUCAUACUUUGGAACCUUGCAGCAAUAGGGGACGUUGACGGCCUACUAAACCGGGCGAAUGAAGUAUGGGAGUGUCAGGUUGAAGAUCGACAGAAGUGCAAUUAUUUGCGACGCAUCAAAUAAUUGAUGUAACAGUUUGACUCCCGCCGUCCCAUGCCUAAGUAAGUGGCGCAUGAAAAUUUUUUUUGCGAGCACCUGAAUCCAAUUUGUCGCAAAGGUGUUUGGCGCAAAAGGGGCUGCUCGUGGCAUUUUUUUUUCUUUAGCCGCCACAUUCUUGUCCCUACUUAGGCUGGCGAUCUGCAGCCUGCUCAUUUGCCAGCUCUCCAAUACAGGCACUCUGUGCCUCGCAUUUCAUGCAUCUUCGUGCCAUCACAUCGCGUGUCGUGAUGGCGAUGGCUGCGCAGGUCCGCCUGACUCUACGAACUGGUGACCUUUCCAUCUGUGGAAAAAUGCCAUUAGCAGGUUUCGAUUGAUUUAGAAGCGUAACACAUCACUUCAACGGUACGUAUCGAUUUCAAGCCUGGCAGUUCUAUACGAAACUAGCGAGUCCGUGGACCAGCGGGAACCCAGUACAACGCGAACUCCCUUAUGGAUAGCAGCUGCUGCAGGGUAAUUUUUUUUUGCCACCUGGUGUCGUGGUUGUUACAGCAUCGGUGUAUCGUCCUCGAAGACGUCAAUUAUAUAUAGAAACGCCCGGACAUCGGGGCAGUGAGCUCCUUCAAUUUGGACGAUCGACGCUUGCAGUUGAUUUUCUGCUGUACCAGCUGCCUUGUUCCGAAUCAUGCCAAUACGUCUACAGCGGAUUAUUUGCACUAUGGAAAAAUCAUUGAUCUCCAAAACACAUACACAAAUAGGCAUCUGGAGGCGGUGAAGCUGCUGAUUGCACUGGGGGCGAACGUGACAAAAGAGAGCGAAGGCCUCACACCGGUGGAAAUCGCGAAAAAAAGCGGACAGCUAUCCAUAAUGAAAAAUUCCCGGACAGCAAGUAAAUGAAACGAUAGUACGCUCUCCGUGACGGUGUUUAUGUUUUACCGUGACAAAGUGAAAGACAAAAGCAAAGCCUUAACCUUUUCCUUUAUUUAUGGGCUAGUACUUCUACUUCUGGUGAUGUGUGGUCAAAUUUACUGAACAACUUUCGUAGCAUUUUGUUGGUCAUGUAAUUGUAAGCACGGUGAUUUUUUUACUGCAUAACAGCCACACGUGGUCUACUAUCUCAAAUGCCAGCAAAAUUACUUUCCGAAUUUGAAGAACGCGGUGUCCCAGCCCACGGCCCGAAGAAUAGCGCUGUUGAUCGGGAACACGCACUACGAAACGCUCGAGCAUGUACCCUUCGCAAAAGCAGACGUAGCCGUUGUGGGCAGGCGAUUGACCGCGAUGAAAUUCGAGACCUUUGUCCGAACGAACUUGAGUAUUAAUAUCAACAUCUUCGUGAUUUUAUUCAUAUUCAGAGCGUUUCGCAAAAAUUAUGUAAGAAAGGCCGCAUCUUUUUUGCGGCGAGGACGUCGUACGUUGCGGAAAGAUAAGAAGUAGAAAAAGGCUGCGUGCUACCAAGAUGAAAAAUCUCCCUUCCGUCUUCGUAUUCACGCUGAGAUUUGCAUUUGUGUAGCAUGAUGAUCAGAUGAUCUGUAAUCACGAGCCGGGUUGGCCUUGGCGCGACAGAAACAGGAAAGAGAUGUGGACUGUGGUGCUGGCUGGCGUGGGUGUGUGAAAGCAUUGCGUCUUCAGUAUCACAGGAAACAAGAACAACUGCACCGCCGGGAACAGUGAUUCAGAUUCUAUUGGCAUUUUAGCGAUGCAAGUCGAUUUGAGAUUUGUGUACACAAAGUGCGCUGCAGCGGAUAUCUUGUUCUGAGUUAGUUAGUAUAUGGGGAAGGGGAUUUCUCCUUGUACUAUACCUAUGCGUAUGCGCAAGAGCAGGAGCAGGACCGUCUCCCUGUUCACCAAUGAAGAAGUGCGCGCCUAAGGUUCCGCUUUCGCUCGCGAAAGAGGAGCAAGGAGCCGUAGUUCUUCAACACCCUUGUGCUUUUAGCAUGAUGCAGAUGAUACAACUGCAACCACUAUCACUAUCACUAUCUUGAUCUACUUCAUCACGACAGCAUUAACAUUUUUGAUAUAGGUACCGCUGCAAUGAAUGACAACGUAGACCAAUUCUGCCAGAAUCUCCGCGUGGGCGACGUCGCGCUUUUUUAUUUUGCCGGUUUGGGCUGUAGGCAAGGAAGCCGCUCGCUGCUUUUUGGCGUCGACCGCAAGUUCCACCUGAUUCCGGAUGAGGACAGGGUAUCAGUCGAGUCCAUUGUGGAGGCCAUGCCUAUGGAAGCGUCAGGUUUGAAAGCGACAAAGUAGUUGAAAUAUCGCGACGCAUAAAAUGAACACCAGUUUGCCAAGCGGUUCCUGCGACAAAUUUCGGUGCGAGAGCCUAAAUUCAAUAUUUAUGUCGCAUUGUUUGGUGCAGAUGCAAGAGCUGCUUGUGGCAUGCUCUUAAACUACAGCCGCAUAAUUACCCCUAAUUGGGCUUACAAUUGGCCUCAUUUGCCUGCUCUUCGCUACACCUACUCUGUGGCAGAUCAUUCCAACUUUGUCAAUUUCGAGGCUCGCGCCUCCAUAAUGCUGACACGCACCGGACAAAGGCGAAGGAGAGACGUGGAACUCAAACCGGUAACAAAUUCCUCGGAUCUUCUUGGUUCAGUUUCGGGCUUGUUCAACGAAGCCCGGCGAAGUAUGUAGAAACUGGUGAAGAAGCACUUCCGUUCUCAUCCAAAAUUAUAUUAGCGACUGUCACUGACCUAUGUAUCGCUCUUCGUAACUACCAACGCAAAAGUAGGUAUCGCACAACAACGUCGUGUGCGUAUGCAGCUACGCGUAGCAUAAUCUGAUGCCAUAUCAUAGAAGAUGAAGAUCUAGAUCAUAAUCUAUCACAUCGAUAAUGCUCUCUGACUUAGAUGAUUGAUAUUGCACGCGAUGUGGUUUCGUUCUUCUGCAAAAAAGCGACUGGAAUGGCAUUCUUGUUUAUUUUACUACAAGUGCAGCAAUACCACACGCACACACAUUGAUUAAGUAUGUUGGAGUGCAUUCUAUCACACAAAUAUCGUGCUAUGCCCAUCUUUCGAAACUAAACUGAAGUCCAUGAAUCUACUACAUGACAUGCUUAAUUGACUACAGGAUCGAGCGCGACGGCGAGAAAUUGCACAAGCACGGGGCCCCUCGAUUGUGAUUUUGGACGCCUGCAGGACCGUUCAAAAAACCGGCUUCCGGGAAGCAGGGUACAACACGUCCACGAACUCGUCCUUCGCAGAAAGGGGCUUUUUCGACGAUGGAAUUACCCCAACGAAGGCACUUAAGGGCCACGGCAUUGGUGUCAUCGACACGACAGGCAACGGAACAACUGAGCAGGUGCAAAUUUACAUUUUUAGAAUCGCAAAUACUAUACAUGAUCUGGUAACCAAAUGCGUGCGCGCGCGCGCGCAGAGCGCGCGCCGGCCCACGAAGCCGGCGCGCGCGCUCUGCGCGCUUGCGAUAUUGCUUAGCAAACGCAGCGCGAAGGCAGUUGCCGUUACCAUAUAGGGCAACCGCCGGGAGGCGUGAAGGUCAGGGAAAUGGCCAGAAAUGAAGCGGGAGAAGGGAAAAAAAGCGGACCAGAUGGGAAAAUGGCCAGGAGGUCAAAAAUGACGCAAAAACGGCAGAAACCAAGCGGGAGAAGGUGAAAAAAGAGCAUUUUUGCGGUCUGGCCCACUUAGUAUCUGAAAAAGAGGCGGACUAUUUUUUGCUCCGCCCGCUGGCCAGCUGCGUUGGAGCAGCAGGCCCGCGACCUGUUCGGAAGCCUUGGGCCGCUUCGUAACUGGAAAAAGUUGGAAAAAAAUGGCGAAAAAUUGCUUCAUAACGUGGGGGGAAGCAAUCGUCGGAUUUUGUGCAGAUCACCCGGGCCACUUGGAAAAUGAAAAAAGAUGAGAAAUUGCGCAAAAGCGCAAUCCUUCCGCAGGCUUCAAAACUGCCAGUCAGAUGCGGGCGGUAAAAGUGUGCAGGUCGCUGGGGCCACUUGGAAAAUGAGAAAAGAUGAGAAAUUGCGCAAAAGCGCAAUCCUUCCGCAGGCUUCAAAACUGCCAGGCAGAUGCGGGCGGUAAAAAUGUGCAGGUCGCUGGGGCCACUUGGAAAAUGAAAAAAGAUGAAAAAUGGCGCAAAAGCGCAAUCCCUCCGCAGGCUUCAAAACUGCCAGGGAGAUGCGGGCGGUAAAAAUGUCCAGGUCGCCCGGGCCACUUGGAAACCAGAAAAAGAGAAAAAAAUGCGCAAAAGCGCAAUCCCUCCGCAGGCUCCGAAACUGCCAGGCAGCUGCGGUCGGUGAAAAUGUCCGGAGCCCUUCGGCCACCUAAGAACCACAAAAAAGAGCGAAAAUUGAAAAAAACCGAGAACCCUCGGCAGGCUUACAAACUGGCCGCCAAGGGCGGUCCGGCGGGCGCGUGGUCGCGCCAUACCAUCGGGAUUGUGAAAAAAAAAACGCAUUAGAAGCGGGCGGAGGGAUGUCACAAAAUCCCUAUUUGCCCUGGUUUGUGGGCACAAAUCCUGCACCUCCGCCGCGUCUGAAAUGCCCGAUUUUGGUGGCCCGGAAGGGUCCGCGGAGAUUCGGCUUUCCACAUACCUUCUUGGCCAGGAGGCCAGUUUGUCAUGCAGGGGGCUAGAAAGGAUGCCCCGCUGCGAAAUAGCAGACCGGAUUUCGCCUUCAAUGCUUAUCGCAGGAGCCUGCGGGCCGCCGCGGGCGACAGUAGUUGUCCGCGGCCCUUGGGCCGCGACCGCAAACUGCGGCCCGCGGCUCAAGAAGAAGAAGUGGGAUUCUAAUUAAAAGAAAUGGUGGUGGCAGCCGCGCGGCGAAAGCGCGGCCCGCAGGGCCGCGCUUUUGCCGCGCGGCUGGUUUGGCUUUCGCGCUGGUUAGAUUUUCGCGCACGCAUUUGGUUACCAAUAUCGCCCUCCGGGCGCGAUCUUCAUAGGUGAACGUUACCGCAAUGCUGAAGCGCUACAGCCGCCGAAGCCAAUGCAUGCUAGUAAGUAGGUGCAUCAACUUCAACGAACGCGAACGGUUACGCAAAAAAACAGAGCUACACCACCGCCACCAGCAGCACACGACCGGAGCUUUCGGGGCGGGCGAAGGCGUCGCUUUCCCACCGGCAGCAUCUAUUUUAUCAUGCGAAAAAAUUGCUUCCCUGUGAUGAUUUUGUUUUUGUAGAACUAGCCACGUAUGCUUCGCCUGUGGAAGUGUGAAACAAAAUUCAAUUAUUCCGCUAGACCGAAAAACAAAAGAGCCAGGACAGGAGCUCAAAAAUAAAAAACGAAAAGCCCGGGCCAGAAGCAGCUCCGCCCCGUUUGCGGUUGCGGUUGUAAGCAGAUAUUGACUGCGGUCGCAAGCAGUUUUUGCGGUUGUAAGGCGUAUGCGCGGCUGUGCUAACAGCUGCGAGCAGUUGUUGUGGCUGGAGUGGUUUUUGCGCCACUUUUCUGCAUGCCGUGGCUGCCAUUUUUCGUGCCGAAUUGUGGGUAGGUCUCCACAGGCGACAAGAGUCCCUUGCUUUUCCACCCGAUGCAGGCACUGCGUGCCGAGAUCGUUUUGCUUAGGCUUGGUCAUUGCCUCCCGCCAGCUCUUCAAGACUUUCAAAGCCUGGGGCGUCGUUCUUCCUUCCAGCGCCGCGCGCGCUUUUUUAAGCCAGCUCUGACGACCUUGCCUCCUAUUUUUGUUGCUUGUCGAAUUCAAAAGGUUUGCAAGCUCUGCUGUUGGCCCUCAUCUUCGAGCUUUGCCUUUCCUUUUGCUUUCAACUUUCACUUUUGGACUUUCGCCUUUGCUUUUAGUUUUUGCGUUUGCUUUUAGUUUUUACCCGUAGCUUAGUUUUUAGCUUUUACUUUUAGUUUUUACUUUUAGUUUUUACUUUUACUUUUAGUUUUUACUAUUAGUUUUUACUUUUAGUUUUUACUUUUAGUUUUUACUUUUAGUUUUUACUUUUAGUUUUUACUUUUAGUUUUUACUUUUUGGCUUUUGCCUUGAAAUUGCGAAACAAUUGUUUGGCCGUCACGACUUUACUCUUAGCAAGGAAUAGAUUAUGCGCAUGAAGAUGAACAGCAGCAGGACGAGUUCGUCACCAAUGACGCAUGUUUGAAAGUUAAACUCUGCAGCGCAUGUUGCGUCCCAAUCUUGAGAAGGAAAUACUGCUAAACUGAAAAAUGGUGGUCCUGGUCGGCCUCCACAUUAUAAUUGCAUUUCUACGAGCUGCUGCUGCAAGACAUACUGUUUCUAGAUGCUGCCCUGCAGUUCAGUAAGGGUAAGGGAGUUCACAGCAAAGCAGGUUGCGCAGUUCGAUACUGUAACCACGAUGAACAACAAGCCAAUUGCCACUGGUGAGCUUUACCAGAAAGUAUCAACUGCAAAGAGGCUUGUCGGGGUCUGGAGAGGAGGUUACUACUUAUGUUGAUGUCCAACCAAUCACGCAACUGUUACUGUAGUUCCAAAAAUACAGAGAUCUGCAUGAGCAGAAGCAGUCUUUUGAUGGCCGAAUGGUGGCGAUGGGAAAUCACAUUUUGCAUGACCACAGGCUAGCUCCCACCCAAGCUGCCGCCACUCUGCGCCACGUGCAUGUAGAAGUAUUGCAGCUCCUGUUCAUCUAGAGCACGCGAGCGAUACAGGUGGUGAACUCUUCUCGACCAAGAUUGAUGCAUGUUUGCCAAGCAUGUAGUGCCUUGGGGAACAAAAACGCGGUGCACAUGAAGAGACCCUACACAAGGAAGGAGCUUGCCUUCAUUGAGCAGCACGGCGCGGAGGCACUGGCAAGACUCCAAGCCAUGGGCGGUACCGCCACUGAGCCAUUCCCGUCAACGGGAGCCGUCAAGAGCUUUCCGUCCAGCUGCGGACCACAGCUGGGCUCCAUGCCGGUGAAACACCUGAACCACUACCCCGGAAAUCGAGAGCCGGUCUUGGGCCAGGAAGCUUUGUGGGCAGAUUUGCAGGAACGGAAGGAAGAUACGAGGUGAGUGUAUCAUAAAUGCCCUUGCUCUUCUUGAAGAGCAAGCCUACUACUUGUUACAACUUUUUGUUUUUGUAUGUUAACCUUCUCGACAGAAUUCGUCCAAGUUGUCGAGUGCAUGUUUAACAGACGCAGAUCUUCAACAAUCUUCAUGACCGUGAUGCCGGAAAGUGUUGGGCUUUGAACACACCGGGGGCGGCACUGAGUGGCUAACGCGUCAACGUCGGCGUCCUUUUCCGAGGUGCCUCAGUCUCUCGCUCUCUCAGCAGACCACACGGCGAAGGCCUCUGAUUGCGCUGCGUUCUGUGAAGAUGCGACAAAGUUCCCGCAUCAUCGUCGUCGUUUCCUUCUCUCUCUUCUCAUGCAUCACUUCGCCAGGCGGCCUCUGGUCCGUCAGAAUGGACAUCAGAGCGCGAUUCAGCUGCAUCUCGAGAAUGCCAUCCGACUCCUCGAGGAUGUGCGAAGACUUCAUACACCUUGACGAGCGAGGGUGGGCGCUGAUUUUACCCACCUCGCCGGAGGUGCGCGGAGAUUUCAUCAAACUCGACGGAGAUGGGCAAGGAUAAUUCACUCACCUCGACGAGGAGGGUGGAUGAAAGGUUCAUCCACCUCGUCCUUGAUUUCAAGCCUUUUCUUCAUUCUUCGGAACAGGCCGUUGCGUCUCGGAUCAACAUCUUGAGAAGCUUUAGACCAUUGCGCGGGAGGGUUUAGAUCACACACAUGACGACCAGCAAAAACUUGCAUAGGCCAGCCGUCGCCCCAAUAUAUAAACAAGCAUAAUGCUAACGAAUGUUAUGAAAGCUUAUAGCUCUACUUCAAAAAGUUAACGCUUUUUCUCAGGCGCGCCCUCGGUCCGAAUGAUCUCCCGUUAGCGAGUGGCACAGACCGGAACUUCUUCAAUGGCAGCGGGCAGCACCUGAUCCAGGACACCCGCCGGGAUGGUGCGACCCCCGCGUCGGGCAGUGGCGGUGGCGCCGUUGGGGGUCCCCGCACAAAUCGAAUGGCCGACGAUUCUGCAGCCGGUGCUGGCGGAGCCGCAUUUGUAUCCUCUACACAAGUGUGCUCGUAGUCGUACUGCAUCACACGUAUCGGGUUUUUUCCUGACGGUACUAGGCCAAGAAGAAAUUGCAUCUUUAUAAUUGACUGGACAAAAGUAAGUAUAUGUAAAUCACUGCUAUUUGCAUCUGCUCGACGUUUGACUCGACUACGACACAUUUGCAACGCAUACGUCCCUGGAGCUACAGCUAACCCCUUGCAGUCUCUCAACUACAACCCGAGGCUAUCCGGAGGAAAAACGCCCCGCCCGCCAGCACAAUAUCGCAUCGUCAAGCUGGAAACUCAGAUCCGCGUAAAAAGUGUACGCGGUAGUGAUUAUCAAGCACAGGCUUAUCUUCAUCACAAAGCCAUCAGCUUGUGCUGCAGUUGAUUCAAAAAGAAGUGCAUACAAAAAACAAGACACGACUAGAAAUACCAGGCGUCGUUUUAACGAGGUGCAGGCGCAACUUAAACUUCUUCCCUGGAUUGGCAUCACAAGGCUUGGGCGCUGAGUGUCGUGUUGCAAAUAAUUAUUCAAUUAUUCGCAACACACUCACCCAAUUAAGUUGUGUAGCAUGUCCGCAAGUUGUCAUCUCUGGCCGAUGGUGGGGCGUUUUUAACCAGGAUAGAGGUACGGUGUCGGGCGCGAGGAGAUCCUCGACGAGAGGGAAGAAAGGCACAUGCGCAGUCAGGAACUCAUCCCAGAUAUGUUGGGACCACGCCACUCCCUCUUCUCCUCAAAUUUGAAUGAAAGGCACCUGCGCAACAGACCAGAGGAGCAACGCUGCAGCUACAGCUUUUCUAUUUUUCCUUGCGUGGCACUGGCAUCAAAAUCAAAUGCAAAAGCAAAAGCUAAAAGCAAAUCUAGAUCUACCCGUCGCGGUGUGUAGUGUUGUUUUGGGUCCUUAAUAUUCCGAAGCUUGUCAAUCAGACUACAGAGAACGGAACUGGAUCUGGUACAAAUUCGGCCGAAAAGUGGCCUUCCACCCAGAGCCCAUUUUUAGAUGGACAAGGUUCACCAGGUUUCUUUAAUUAUUCGAGAUUUGCAGCUGACCACCGGGCGAGGGGCGUGGGUCCGUCCCACUUUUCACCCACCCGGCCGGGCGCGUGAAAAGUGAGACGGCCACUCUUCGGCCGAAUUUCCUACGCCGCUCUAAUGAAAAAAAACUGCGCACCUGGAUGACAAACGCGCAGCCAUGUAGAUUCGAGCAACACAGAGUGUGCUUGCGGUAAAUAAUUUGAAGCUAUGUGGAAAUCGUCCUGAUAUGUAUAUGGUGCCCAAUGGUCCUGGUGUGUAGUUGUCUUGCACCUUGCGUGUGGACCAAGAGUGAUAACAACCCUAAAGCUCCUGACGUUGGUGCUCGCACGUUUUGAGUUUGACUUUGCCGUGCUGUCGCCCUAGUAGUUUGCGCGCGUAACAAAAAGAGCCCAGUUUACUCUGUCAUGCAAAAUGCCAGCGCAGCCGCAGCGGGAGGAGCUGCUCGUGCUAGAUGAUUCGCCUGCAGCUGUGGCACAGCUGACGCCUACUAGUUUACGUGAUGACGCAUUUGGCUGCGAUUGACCUGCCUGAUGGUGCGGGAGGUCAAGCGCCCAUGAGUGUGCCACCUACAGACAAAACAGGGGGCGGCAGUCACAAUGGCGCGGUCUGCAUGUGGACGUGGCGCCCCCUGGGUCCGGCUGCGCACUGCGGCGUGGUCAUGCUGGUCUCUGCUUAUGCAUCGAGUACGAGUUGGGGAGACGUACAAGGAUAGUACGAGCAUUAAGAAGAUGAAGCCACUUCAUAAAAGAAAAUAAUGCAGGACAAGAAAUAAAAUUAAAAAUGAACAGAGGCGGGAGAGUUGCGCAUGUCCAUACCAGAUCUCGGAGCGACAUCAGAUGGCUAUAAUCUCAUGAUGACCAGCACGGGGGACUGGAAGCCAGCCGAAAGCAUGCGGCCGGAGGAGCACCAACCCUCGGGGACCGACCAUUACAGCAUCGCUUCUCGGCCAGAUGCGAGUAACUUUCCCGUGUUCCAGACACUAAAUCCCACAAAUGCGAGGACGGAGGAAGAACGAGUAGAAGACCAAGACUACGCAUUUCAUUUGUUGUCAGAAAAGGACAAACACGACACUAGUGUGCCCUGUACAUGGUUCGCGCAGACUGAUGCACAGGUAUCGUUUCUUCUGAUGAUCUAACUAUCUUCUAUGUACAUGUAGAUAGAAAUGUCGAUAGCGUUGAAACAGAAAAUCGCAUCCAAAAAUCGUUGAUGAUUUUCCUAGGAAUUGCCGCCAGUGGUCCACGGCUGAGUCGUUCGGUCUCAGCUGCUACCGUUUUGCUCUGCACUUCACUGCGCCAUUCAUGUGGAUCGAUUUUUUCUUUGAACAAGUUAGUAAAAGCGAAAAGGAAAAACCAAACCAACUACUCAGAUCGGUAGUAUCCUGCGCACCCAAUUCGGGCCAAACACACGCCUGGGCGUUUUGGAUGAUCCCCACGCUGGAAAUUUUCGAAAUUUCAAUGAAGACUCCAGAUACGCAAAAGACAACUUUCUUUCGCAGACGGGCUCAAGCUUGAUCAACAAUAACGCGCACAAACCCAACGCGGCCAUGGGCGCAUUUUCCUUUACCAGCGGAGCGGGGGGAGCCGGGACGAUGAACCGGAGUUGUACAAGCUUCCAAAACUUCGUCACACACACAGCGCUCAACAAGCGCGGCGUGGAGGAAAACCGCUAUUACGGACGCUACAACGGUCCUACUUCGGACGAGCUCGAGUACGGAGACAAGUACUGUGUUGGCUCCGUGCAAUAUGACAGAAGUGCGUGCAAAACUACUCCCCCUCCACGUCAUUUGAAGAGCUGCACGACGGAGGCACGAUCACACAUGAAAACGGAACCACAAAUGCAGAGCGUCGAGCAACUGUUUUCAUUUUCAAACUGAUCAUGCAGCAAAUAACGCCAAAAAUUAGAGGAUGCCUCAAGAAAGCAUAAGCAAGGCUUCUAGAACAACAACUGCAAGUGUAGAAGAAUUUGGCAUGCUUAUCCUCAUUAUGAUGCGUGAGCGUGGCGAAAGGAGUAGGGGGGCGGUGGAGUUGUGAGCUCAUAUGCUACCUGUGGACCGGAUCUUCAACCCCGGACUCCACUCGCAAGAUAUUCUGAACGACGAAAAGAUUGCAAUCCUGUACCAGUUUCUUGUGAUCAAACUUUGCUUUUUUCACUGAAUGCCUUCAAUGCCCACGGAGAAGGUGAAGCAUACUUAAGUAUAUUGCUUCUCGGCUUAAUCAUAUUGGAGGUCGAUCGGCAGGUUUGACUUCUCCGAUGUAAUUGAUGCCCAGCACUUUCACUUUCGAGCCACGUUCUUUAUGCCCCGGAACAGUACUCAAUUUUUUGACUACCAGGUAUAGCCACACCCCGACGGAUAUCCACAGCAAAUAUUGGUAUGUCUGGGUCUCUUGUGCAAUUGAAUUCUCAUCUGCCAGCGAGCCGUAUGCAGGAGGAUUGGACUACGGAAGGACGUCACGCAACUCCUGCAUGCCGUGGUCAGAACCAGAAGUGCAGGCGCUAAGUAGCAUGAGCGCAGAUUUUGCAACAAGUGCAAGGUCUUUACUUUGUCGUAUAGCGACCCCACGACAAACAUGACAAUCAUAAUUCCUCCGUCUCAAUGAAUCAUGAUAUACGUGCUCGCAACUCGGCCAAAGUAUAGAAGAUGGGCAUAUUAUUUUGAGAGAAGUCCCGCAAUGGCAAUACCGAUUUUGGAUGACACGCACACACUGAGGCUGACACUGUCACUGGACGCCGACGGCGCAUCACAAGGCUGCUUAAUUUAUAGACGCAGAGCCAGACUACAACACAUUUGCGUUGCAUACGGGAGAUUUGCGACGAGGACGUAGCGUUUGACGCACGUGGUGAUGCUGCCCUGGCCACCCAGACAAGUAUGUUUGCGCACUACACCGACGAAGUUUUAUAUCCCACGAAAAAAGUAUUGAUUCGCUGUAUGGAUUUUGCAAGGUUUGCAUCACAAGCUUGCUCUAAAAAUUGUCAUGCGAGCCUCUAGGCACAUAGAAUGUGAAUGAAAAGCAAAAGAUAAAGAAUUCCGCUGGCGCAUAAAAAAGCUACCUCCACCUCGUCGAACUCACAUAAGAACUCAAAUCUGAAUACGUUUUUGUAAGGUGUAUGUGACAAGUUUUUUGUGAUCUUACUUCCUCCACCUUUCUAUUUUUAUUUUUAGGGCCGUGAGUGCCGAAAGUACCAACGUCAACGACCUGCCCUUAGACCUCUGAUGUCAUGCGAGCCUCCGAAGGGAGCACGAAAACAACGGUAAAAAACCACUCUUUUGCAUGUGUCGCAAGAAAAACUCUUGCGAGAUGCAUUUUCUGCAUAAUUACAUAGUUUACAGCGAAACAGUUUUUUCUUGCGAUAUUUUAACCACGCCUGGCGGCCGACUGCCAGAGCUUGGCACGCGUAAUCCCGUCUCGCGACGGAUGGUAUUCUAUGUAAAAACGUCCCCAGCACCCCAUAGUCACGCUGGGAAUUUUGCAACACAAAUCGAGAAGCUUUGGCAGUCACGCAUGACAAGCGUCUCUCUGUAGUGUCGUGCAGGGUAGCAAAGAAAGCCGCGUCACGAACCCAUCUGGUGAUCCCGUCCACAACAUUACAAAUGCUAAAAGUAAAACACGACGAUAAUGUACAUUAAUGCUUCUCAUCGGGAUGCGCAUUACAAGCGUUCCUGCGUAUGCAAAUCAUCUGCGUGACCGUGAUAACUUGUAUGAAGGAAGCAUAGUGCUGUGCCGCACUUCUGCUUAGCAUGACGACUAUGGGGUACGGACGUUUUUACACAGGAUAGAUGGUGCUGGAGAUUCAGGACGCGCCCUUUCCUGGGUCCGUGGGCUGGGAUGCCAGCCGCAGCGGUUUCUCCAAUAUGGGCGACUACAGUGCGCAGCGGCCCAGUCUCUUCGGGCACGCAGUGGAGCAAGCGCUCGUAAACCACUACAAGCUCCGGGAUGCGUUACGCAGCGUGUCGGUCAAGGUGAUGGCAGCAAGCAAUCGCGUCCAGAAACCAUGCAUGCAAGACCGAAAAAUCGAUAUCUGCCUGUAAGAACGGGCAGAAGAUGGUCGCGCGUACGCAAUUCGGGUGCCGCAGCAAAUGGAACCACUAAUCGCAUGCCAGUGCGUCGAAGUUUCAGUUUCAUUUAUAUACCAAAUUCCAUUUCUUGCAAUUUCAUGUUGACGUAAUGUUUCUAGAGCUUAUAAUAUAGACUUGUUUCAUUUAUUUCUACUGAUAUCAUUUUCAUGCAAAAUAUUUAGGAGCCACUUUACAGUAGAUGAUGCUGCAAGGAAUCACAAUGUAUACACCAAGCUAAUUCUACCGGCGCAAAAACAGUAGACUCCUAUUAACCGCAUGAGUAGUUAGUUUGUAUGUAAAAGAUGUUUUUCGGAUCGGUCUACGUUCAAGAUCUGGUAUAUGCCAAUACUACAUGACCUGCAGGUGCAGUUGCCAAUGGCAUGUGGAAAUCUUCACUAUAUCUAAAAGACAUGAUCCACGUGCAGCACGAGGAAGAAGAACAUUACCAUACGCCAGGACAUCAGAAAAACCUGAAGAAAUGUAAAAUUACGGUUUUGGCCAGCACAGCCACGACCGCGUUGUUACAUCGGGCUUGAAAGAAAAAGGAAAACUGUAUUUGUUGCGGCCUACAACUGUUUCUACCUACGGGUACUAUGGAAGUGGUGCGCUCAACAU